Neoarthrinium moseri is the source of this 3207-nucleotide messenger RNA. RefSeq lists its product as uncharacterized. NCBI's taxonomy places the organism in Eukaryota, Fungi, Ascomycota, Sordariomycetes, Amphisphaeriales, Apiosporaceae. The record is from RefSeq and is a predicted model, not a curated record. The transcript is spliced from 6 exons. The coding region runs from base 1 to 3207 and encodes 1068 amino acids.
AUGCAUGGCCAGCCCAUGAGGCGGACCAGGGGGUGUCAGCAUUCUGGUAUUUACGUUCAAGACCCCUCGAGCCAUACAGUGGCGGAAAUCCUGGAAGCUUCGCCUCGUUUUGGCCCCCAACUGACCGUCAUCUCGAGGUGGGCAGGACAAUCAUCUCGGGCAUGUUUGUCAAGAGGGGUUAUCAAGUCUGGUGGCUCGGAUUCUCAAACACAACGAAAUGCUGCCAUGGCUUUUGUAACUCAGCGCCCUCCUAAACCUCAGCGCUUUUGGGACGAAAUGGAUCAGGACAAUCGGAUUCAAAGUCAGCAGCUCAUACUGCGUGAUAGCCAUGAUCCUGCCCAGCAGGCAGAGCCACUUAUGCGAGAAACAGUUUCUACACCACGCAUAGUCGAAGUUCAAAGAACACCGGGGGGCGGGCACUAUGUCAAAUCAUUGAAUGUACCUGAUGCUGGGCGUUUGCUUUCUGAUAGAAAAGUGAGCGGAGUAUGGAACCCGACCCAAAAUUCCGACUUUACUGUCCAUCUGGAAAUGGGAGUCAAGGAUGAUAUAAAAGAUGUUCUGGAAGACUUCCAUGCCCUGAGUCGGAUUGGAGACUACAAUGCUGCGCGCGAGUAUUUUGCAGACAAUCUUGCACCCUAUCAAGAUCAACCUUACGUUCUGGUAUCUUAUGCAGAGAUCUUACUGCAACAAGGCGACUACCUCGGGGUAUUGGAUGUCGACGAAACUCCUAUGCAUAACCUGAGGACACAUCUGAAAGAAGACAUGGAAAGUCGCCUCCUCAUAUCGUACUGGGACUUGAUUGUUAUCUUCGCACAAAGCCACCAGCCCCUUUCUCUUCAAGUGCAAGCAGAGAAAAUUCUACGAGUAGUCAGAGACCUGUAUGAUACUAUUCGCAUUCCGGGAAGAGUAAUUGGGUCUACAGAAAUAAAACUACUUUUGCUUCUAGUCCGAUUAGACCAACGACCACACCCAAUUUACGGCAGUCUACUUCGACAGGGUCGUGUGUGGGAUAUGCACGAUCUAACAGAAGCUAUUGUCGAGAGUGGCAAUCUUCCUGGAUUUCUGUAUCAUAUUUUCGAUCAACACGACGUACAAAGUGGUAUACAAAAGCUUGUUACGCAGUGGGAGAGGCCAGUAGAGACGGAUGUGUCGACUGCUCUUGCACUACUUGACUUGAUAAUGUUCAUCAUUUUUGAUGCACUCCCUCCGUCGCUUAUUACCACCGGUAUGGGGCUAUUAGACUUGGCCACGCCGAUUGCUACAUCUAUAGCACAGAAGCACAAAGAAAAGACCAAAUCUCGGCCAUACAUGCGAUGGGUUCUUGCCAAGGCAUACGGACUUACUCCUGGAAUAUCCGGUUCCCUCCUUGAUCACCUUCAUGAGUCAGGUGGCAUGCUAUGGCAGCCAGCAGGGUACUCACUUCCACAGUAUAUACCAGCAAGUGCUAACAAUCCAGGUUGGAAACAGCCCGAGGCACCUACAUAUCUUCUCGAGCCAGUGAAGCUUGUUGUGAAUACCUCAAGGAGUAUGGGAGACUUUAAGACGGAAGUCCUGGCCUUGAAAUGUCUGAUACAGCUUUCAAAAGACCCAGUGGUUCCGUUCCGGGAGCUUGUUGAACUGCAAAAACUGGAUCAAGGUGACAUCGACGGUUGUCUUGAGACACUUAUCUCCAGUUACCUUGUCUGUGACACACAAGAAUCGAUUUUCCGUCUGCAGAAUGAACUUGGUGAAUAUACAUCUGCACCUGGAUUCGCACAUUUCUUCUCACACAACAAAGUAUGGCUGGCUAGUAUGCUUUUCUCCGCCAUUGGCAACGAAGGGCCCGAGGCGAACGCGGCUGCUCGUUUGGCUGAUGAGCAAUACGACAUUAUCGACGAUGAGCUUCGAACUUUAGCGGACCACAUCAUGCCGAGCCUCAAGCAACGUGUGAAUGAUCGCCGUGCUCUGGUCAAAUUCGCCUCUGCAGAUCAACGCCUGCCGGACAACGACAUCGAGUUGCCAAAGGUCGCCGACCACUCGCUCGAUACAACACCCGUAGAUCAUCGAGAUAUACAAUCGGAAGGAUACAACGAUGAAGAAAAUGAGACGAGCAGCUUCAUUGGUUCCAGUGUAAGCUCCAUGCAGCGAGAGAAUUUUCCGAGCCCACCGAGAAACAACACUGAAUCAGAGCUGGCCAGAACACCAUGUUCCAAUCCUGAACGUGAGCUUGGUACUAAAGGAAAGGUCGAUCCCCAAAACCCCAAUAACAAAAAGAAGCCAACAGACUUUUACCGGUCUCGGGGGACACAAAUGGACGGUUUCCACGGAUUUGCUGAAUCCCUUGCCCCAUGUCAGAUAUCAUUUGGAAGCAGUAUUCACCCAUCCCCAAUUAUACGUCAUGCGAAUAUUGAAGGAGGUGAAGAGAAUCGGGAUUUAAACUCCGACCACACAAAUGCUGGCAACGCUCCUGCCGAGCUAGAUUCAUACCAGAUCAGUACGCUCGGCUUGCCUGAAGCGCUCAAAAUUAGAAGGCCCGUGGACAAUGAUUUUCUGCCACACUUCGAUGUAGGCGGAAGUAGUAAUGACCUGGUACCAAAAAUUGUUGGUGGAAGCUCGGUUCAGAUAGGUGAGCGGGUUUUUGACAUUCCGAUGAAAAGGUUCGGACGCGAGGUUCACUCGGCAGGGGAGGCAUCUAACCCGGAGGAGAACACCUCGGGAGUUUCCAAAGAGUACAGACAUACUAGACCAGAAGGAAGUAGGAGUCAAGAGACAAAAACCCCUACUAUUACUGUCAACGACAUUCGCCCUCAGCAGGGGGGCCAAGGAUCAAGGAAAGAAGGGCCGGACUUGAAGAUCAAAAGAGCCGUCAGUUUCUCGCAGGAUAAAAAUCAAGGUGCACAAGGCCGUACAUUUACUGAAGAGCCAGAGUUGCACAAGGUUCCUGGCAGGGCGAAAAGCUGGCAAGCUGGCCAGUCUGCAACUUUACGCACCCACUCGAAAGGGGACAAUGUGCGUAAGAAGUCCAUCCCGCAAGCCUGUGAGUAUCUCCAGGUCUAUUUCAAAGCUGGGGAAGUCUGCCGGGGAUGGGACACAUCACCGGGCAAGCGGGAGAACAGCAUCUCACCGAGCUUUGGAACGAGAGCCCGACUCAACGUCGCCUGUGAUUCCACGCCGUUCUACAAAAAACGAAGUUCUACUCCGUACAAGGAGUAUGGAUGUUCCCAGUGA